AUGUAUUCAAGUUUUAGGUUUGCGCGUCUUCCUAGGCUUGCUACGAAAGUGCGCUAUAGGUCUCCUGCCGCUCGCUAUUUAUUGAUCACGACAUCUAUAGCUAUUGCAGGAGCAAAGACUAGUACACUCUAUAAUGAUACCCUAAAAUGUGAUAAAACUGGUGAUACAUUCGAAAUGGGUUUGUAUAUUACAUCUACAAAAGAGUUGGAAACUGCUCGGAAUGGUUUAUUACACGAAGAGUCGGUCUCAAAGAGCACUAUCAAAAGGUUUUUAGUAAAAGCGUACUACCGUUUGCGUGAUAAUAUCAUAGAACCAAUACAUACGGUUCUUAGGUUUUUUAAGUUGUCUAUGAUCUUCCUGCCGUUGUUGGUCGCAUAUCCAAUUACAUAUUUUGGACAUACGGUGACGAUUUCACGAACGGGAUUAAGCGUGAAAAGCACUUCAGGUUCGCUCCUCUGGUAUCGCUUGUUUAGGAAGGCAUUAGAACUUGCGGGUCCAAGUUUUACCAAGCUGGGCCAGUGGGCAGGGGCUCGUACCGACAUAUUCCCGGAGGGUCUAUGUCUUGAACUAGGAAAUCUUCAUAGCAACGCGAAGCCACACGCCUUGUCAUAUACUAAAAAGCAGAUUGUUGAGUCACUGGGAGUUGAUUCCUUUGAUGAUGUUUUUGAAGAAUUUGUUGAGGAUCCAAUUGGUUGUGGCGCUAUUGCACAGGUUUAUGUGGGUAAGGUAAAGGAGAAACUUAUCGCGGAAAGGAACCUCGACUUAGGCCCAGAAGGUAAUAGAUGGUGUGCUGUCAAAGUUGUUCACCCAAAUGCUCCAAAGGAGAUCAGCAGGGAUUUGAAGAUCAUGACUUUUUUCGCUCGAGCGAUAAACGCUUUACCUCAUAUGGAGUGGCUAUCCCUACCUGAAGAAGUUGAGCAGUUCUCCAUUCUCAUGAAAAUGCAGCUUGAUUUGCGGAUUGAGUGUCACAACCUAGAAAAGUUUAAUAAGCAUUUUGCGAAGAGCAUUGAUACCAAAUUCCCGCGAGGAUUUUUUGAACUAACAUCUAGGAGGGUCUUGUUUGAGGAGUAUGUGCAUGCACUCUCUAUGGAGACAUUUCUUAGGGUAAAAAAUGACCUUGAUCAAGAAUUAUCAAAGUCUGUUAGUGAUCCCUUUACUCACUUGUUUCUUCAAAUGAUGAUCCUUGAUAACUUUAUUCACUCAGACCUGCAUGCUGGUAAUGUGUUUAUACGAUUUGUUAAAACGGACAAAAAGAAGACGAAGGUUCUAUCCUCUGAGAGUGAGACAUUCCAGGUUGUCGAUAAGCUAAGAAUGAUGUACAAAAACAACGAUCCAAAAUUUGUUGAAACUUUGAGUCAAGUACUAACUGAAUAUACUCCACAGUUGUGUAUCAUCGAUGUAGGUUUGGUUACAGAGCUCAAUGAGCGAAACAGGGUAAAUUUCAUGGCAUUAUUCAAUGCAUUGGCGCGAUUUGACGGCUACAGAGCCGGUGAGUUAAUGAUAGAAAGAUCGCGGACUCCAGAAACUGCUAUUGAAAAAGAGGUAUUCAGUACAAAGGUUGAACACUUGGUGAAAAAGGUUAAACAGAGUGCAUUCACAUUAGGGUCCGUUUCAAUUGGGGAUCUUCUUCACCAAGUUCUAACUAUGGUGCGUACGCACCACGUAAAAAUGGAGGGUGAUUUUGUAUCUGUGGUAGUAGCUAUUAUGCUCUUAGAAGGAAUAGGUCGCCAGCUUGACCCAGAGUUAGAUCUUUUUGCAAGCUCUCUUCCACUAUUACGUGAAUAUGGUCUAAGAAGGGAAAAUCAAGCCUUCUCUGCUAACGACCAAUGGUCCAUGAUAAAGGUAUGGAUAGGUCUUGAAGUUUUGCACUUCAUGUCGCUGUCCGUCAAUCAAAUUAACGACCUGGUCAAAUCCGACCAAUUAUGUCCAAGCUACUGA
Messenger RNA from Eremothecium sinecaudum, 1938 nucleotides. RefSeq names its product Cqd1p (gene CQD1). Lineage: Eukaryota; Fungi; Ascomycota; Saccharomycetes; Saccharomycetales; Saccharomycetaceae. The coding region runs from base 1 to 1938 and encodes 645 amino acids. Gene Ontology annotation, cellular component: mitochondrion. The transcript has 2 exons. The record is from RefSeq and is a predicted model, not a curated record.